Peniophora sp. CBMAI 1063 is the source of this 1773-nucleotide messenger RNA. NCBI's taxonomy places the organism in Eukaryota, Fungi, Basidiomycota, Agaricomycetes, Russulales, Peniophoraceae. The record is from the annotation of a GenBank genome assembly.
AUGUCCGGCACCCCAAUCGAAAACGUCGAGGAAACAUUCGAAUAUGCAUGGAAGGCGUUCAUAAGUUCUCGUUUCGACGCGAGCAACGCCAGCGGAACAGAUAGAUCCGCGAAUGUGGCAGCGCUCGAUCACGAGCUCCGUGCCAUACAGGAGAAGUUGGAUAUGCUCAUGUUGCUUGCAAAAAGGCGGCGGAAUGAAGCGGUGCUGGCUUGCACUGUACCGCCCGAGGUCCUGUCCAUGGUGUUUCUAUACGCGUCGCGUAUGCACGACUGGCAGCCAUCGGGGCCUUACAGAGACUCCAAGUAUCACCCUGGAUGGACUCAGGUGACCCAGGUGUGUGCGUACUGGAGAGAGGUCGCCCGCGACACGGCGAUGCUUUGGUGCGAAAUAUCUUGUGUUAACGUUCCCAGGACGGGGAUGCUACCAUACUUGCUGAGAUCCAAAGACAUGCCUCUCUCUCUAACCUUCCGUCGCGACGGCUGGACACAACAUGAUGAGGAGUGUUUUGUACAAGACAUUCGCGACUGGCUUUGCCCACCAAACUGUCGCCGUCUACAGCAUCUGGAAAUCUCCGAGCAUGGCAAUGGCCUUGCAACUCGAGACUGGAUCGAGCUCUUUGAGCAUCCUAUGCCUGCCCUUGAAGGGCUCUCGAUAGAGGUCGUUCUGGACAGAUGGGAAGUCUUUUUUCUCAGGAUGGGAGCACUAGAAUCAAACCGCCCGCCCAAUCUCCGCAGCCUCAAGUUGGACAACGUACUUUUUCCUUGGGAUUCUUCUGUCUGGGCCGCAGACCUCACCACUUUGACCUUGUGGAUCUGCCCGCCCGAAUGGCAGGAUCUCGCACCGUUAUUGCCUACCAAAACACAGCUCGAAGAUAUACUUUCAAACUUGAAAUCCCUCGAAGUGCUUACAUUGUAUAAUGUGUUCCCAGCUGAACGCGACGUUGAAUCUGAGGCGGAUAUAUUGAUGUUUCCCACUUCUCUGCGCAACUUGCACCUCGGCGGUGAUGAUGACAUUGACAAUUCGACAGCGUGCCUAGAAUUUUUCCUUCGGACUGCAGCCACUCCCGCUCACGUGGCAUGCUACAUUGACGUCAACGUGGACGCUGUGGCAUUCGUAGAACCAGAUCUCUUCUUACGCGCGAUGGAGCUUCUUCAGUCUGGUCGGCCUCCGGCAAAGUCCCUUCUCGUGGAUAGUGAUGCGCUGCAGCUCCUCCAACGCUCUUACUUGUCCGGAGUGUACCGCGUGACUCCAGAGUGGGACGAUGGCGUGGAGGAGGGUACGCGUCGCAUCGACUACUCACGAGGGAUUGAUCGCACGAUCAUUCUGCGGUUGUGUUCCGUGCUCGAUCUAAGUGAUGUACGCAUGUUCACCAUCUCACCCUACGUCCUAUCGUUCGUGAAUGUAAAAGCCGAGUCUCUCAGCGUGGACGACUGGCACGUCAUUCUGUCCCGUCUGCCCCAGCUCACCGGUAUCUCGUUCCCGUACGAACCAGAUGCAUGCGACCUGCUGUGCGCAUUGACGAAAUGCACCGAUGAUGAUGGCGGCGACGAGGCAGAGACUUCACUCCCAGUCCCUCUCCUCACUACCAUCUCGUUCCUCGUCUUCCCGAAACCAGACCGGAACUCUCACGACCCGCCUUUCCUGGCGUUGCGUGACCUUCUGCGUGCCCGUAAGCAGGCCGCAACGCCCAUUCACCGUCUCGUGUCCGGGGGCGUUGGACUGACGGAGGACGAGACGAAUAUCCUGCGAUCACUGGUACAUGAAAUGGUUUGA